Molecule: messenger RNA, 2277 nt
Organism: Annulohypoxylon maeteangense
Lineage: Eukaryota; Fungi; Ascomycota; Sordariomycetes; Xylariales; Hypoxylaceae
Product: GMC oxidoreductase
Exons: 1
Coding region: 343-1992 (549 amino acids)
Molecular function (GO): flavin adenine dinucleotide binding; oxidoreductase activity, acting on CH-OH group of donors
Source: RefSeq, a predicted model, not a curated record
ACUGCCUGUGCAACUGGAACAUUGCCAUGUGCUAAGUAACGGUCUUCCAAGUUCGUAGGUUCGUUCAUCGUUGGACAUGUGCAUGUGAGAUGUAAUAGAUGAGGAGUUGAGAAGUUGGUAGAUUGGACAAUAGCGCAACCCUCCAUUGCAUCAAGGUCGCAGUGUUGGUAACCACCUGUAUAUGUAAGCUACCUACCGUAACCAACCGUACGACUUCCUGGUGCUUGGUAGUCUUAUGAACCACCUUGCUCCAACUUCCAAGUUAUCUUAAAAUCCCGUAUCCCGCCACCUCUUCAACUUCCGCAAUCUCGCUACCUAGGUAUAAUAAGCCACCGAAAAAGCAUGUCCGAAUCCACUACUUUCGACUACGUUAUAGUUGGCGGGGGUCUCAGUGGCUGCGCUUUAGCUUCCCGCCUCAGAAGCUCGAAACCUGAUAGCUCUAUCCUAGUCGUCGAAGCUGGCCCGGACCCCGCUCCGGAACACGAUGUCGUAUCGCUGUUAGGAGGCUUCGCUCUACAGGGCAGCGCACUGGACUGGCAAUUUCCUACGGCUGCAACUCCGUCCACAGCCGGUCGCACGCACACUCUCACAGCCGGAAAGACCCUAGGCGGCGGAAGCGUACUCAACUACGGCGGAUGGUCCCGCGGUGAUCCCCCAGACUACGACACAUGGGCGACGAAGCUAGGUGGGGAUAAACGUUGGACCUAUUCGGGGCUAUUACCUUACUUCAAGCGAUCUGAACGAUUCUUCGAUGCGAAUGCCGACGCCGAGUCACACGGUUUCGAAGGUCCCUUGAAAGUUACCCCGGUCAGCGGGAGUCACGAAACGAGGAAGUACCCCCUUCGCAAUCCCAUCGAGAAAGGAUGGAAGGAGCUCGGCGUGGAAAGAAACCCUGACCCUUUCGUGGGCGGCUUGUCUGGACUGUGCGAAUAUUACGAGAGCUGGGAAAACGGGGAAAGGCGACCAAGCCAUCUCGCCUACCCUCUGGACGGCAUCACCGUGAAGACGUCCUGCCCGGUCUCCCAAAUCCUGUUUGACAAAGCUGGCGCACAGCCAAAGGCGACCGGAGCUAAGCUGGCAAAUGGCGAGACGGUCACCGCAAAAAAAGAAAUCAUCUUAUCUGCCGGCUCGCUGCAGACGCCACGCCUCCUACUCCGCUCAGGCGUCGGUGACCCCUCAAGCCUAUCCGCGCGCGGCAUUCCCCUAGUCCAGCCCCUCCCCAGCGUAGGUCAGCAAUAUUUCGACCACUUUGCCCUAUUUCAGUGGUUCAAGCUCAAGGACCCUUCGCGCGGGCUCGCCGUAGGCCAUCCAAGCCUAGCCGACCCAGUGUUCGUAGCCGGAAUGCCGGCCGACUGGAACAACAACGAAGGUCCUCCACGCCACGUCUUAGAGAAGGCUCUCGACGAAGAUGGCGUCAUCGGGGCUGAGCGAGAAGCCCUACUUCAGCCAGGGCGCGUUUUUGUGGAGACUCUCGUCGUCUAUCACCCAUUAGCCCCCGCAUUCCCUCUCGACGGAAGCAUCGUCUGCACCUCCGUCAUGCUUACACUGCCGAGCAGCCGCGGUCGCGUAUCGUUGGCUGAAGAUAUCGACAGCGCGACACCGCUCAUCGAACCUAACUAUUUCACCACCGCGCUCGAUCGUGCAUGUCUCAUCCACGGCGUCAGACGCGUACUCAAACUGAUGCUCGGCACUGAAGCGUUGAGAGACUACGUGGAGACGGAGGUGGUGUUUCCAGGACUGACAGCGCUGACUCCAGAAUCGACCGACGCCGAGAUCGAGGAGAGGAUUAGAGCGGUCGGGGUGGCCCACUUUCACGCGGCGGGGAGCUGCCCCAUGGGCACGGUGAUAGAUGGAGAUCUCAAGGUUAAGGGGGUGCAGGGUCUUCGAAUCUGCGAUGCCAGCAUCUUCCCAAGCCCCGUGGGCGGACAUCCGAUGGCGAGCUUGUACGGCGUUGCAGAACAAGCUGCUGAUAUCAUCGCAGCUGAGGCUUGAGACAGGAAAAGCAUAUUCGCUGUGUGCUAGCUUGCUGCUUGGUUGCUUGGUUACUGGUACUUGCCUAGGAGAUAGCAUCAGCAUUUAAUGUCAGCUAUAUGUACUUACUUUUAAGGACCAGGUACGAGGCAACCGGCCACAAAUUUAUUAGUCCCGUGUUCGUGCCUACCUCAAUAUCUGAGCAGUGUUAAGACCAGGCAGCCAGGUAAGUUGCGGGGCGAUUGCUAGCCCAGCAGCCCAGCAGCCCAGGCAGUCCAGGCAGUCCAGGCAGUCCAGGCAACCCAG